Molecule: messenger RNA, 1674 nt
Organism: Penaeus monodon (black tiger shrimp)
Lineage: Eukaryota; Metazoa; Arthropoda; Malacostraca; Decapoda; Penaeidae
Product: glutamate receptor 4-like
Exons: 12
Coding region: 1-1674 (557 amino acids)
Biological process (GO): modulation of chemical synaptic transmission; synaptic transmission, glutamatergic; monoatomic ion transport
Cellular component (GO): postsynaptic membrane; plasma membrane
Molecular function (GO): transmitter-gated monoatomic ion channel activity involved in regulation of postsynaptic membrane potential; glutamate-gated receptor activity
Source: RefSeq, a predicted model, not a curated record
AUGACAUCGAAAACCUCGCUGACUAUCUCCACAGCACUAAAACAAAAUGACUGGAUGCCUAAGUCUAUGGGAAGAAGCUUGGUAUUCAGUCACGAGCCAGUAGCACGGGUCCAGCUUUCUGAAAAUCCUUUUGGCCUAAGCAAAAUAGUUAUACUCUAUAGUGUUGUUGGACGAAUAUCCAUUAUGAUGUCUAGCUAUGUCGUGAAGGAAUUGUGGUAUGUGAUUGGUACUUGGAGUGAUUCCCACGGCUUUGAAACUGUGCCUGUGAAGUACACUCGCCUCGCCUCUGGACGGGGUCCUGCUAACAAGACAUAUAUUGUUACUUCCAUUUUGGAAAAGCCUUUCUUGGUGGUGAGAGAAGGGAAUUACACCGGAAAUGACCGAUUCGAGGGCUAUGCCAAGGAUCUUGCUGACCUUAUUUCUGAAUACCUGAAUAUAAACUAUACGCUACACAUCGUCAAGGAUAACACCUAUGGGGCACUUGACGAGACUCAAGAAGGCGGAUGGGAUGGCAUGGUAGGAGAGCUGGUUCGGAGGGAGGCCGACAUCGCCAUCGCGCCCCUCACCAUUACAUCCUCCCGCGAGAGGGUCAUCGACUUCACCAAGCCCUUCAUGACCCUCGGGAUCUCCAUCAUGAUCAAGAAGCCCGUGCAGCAGAAGCCAGGGGUGUUUAGCUUCAUGUCGCCGCUAUCCGAAGAGAUCUGGAUGUGCGUCGUCUUUGCCUACGUCGGGGUGUCCAUCGUCUUGUUCCUGGUCAGCAGGUUCAGUCCGUACGAGUGGAAGGUUAUCGAGACGUAUACAAAAUCCAGCAUUACCAACGACUUCACCAUCUGCAAUAGCUUGUGGUUUACUCUGGGAGCCUUCAUGCAGCAAGGAAUCGACCUUUGCCCCAGGUCCCUCUCAGGCAGGAUUGUGGGGAGCGUCUGGUGGUUCUUCACCCUCAUCCUCAUCUCCUCCUACACCGCCAACCUAGCGGCCUUCCUCACCGUCGAAAGGAUGGUCACUCCUAUCAAGUCUGUGGAUGACCUCGCUCGACAGACUGAAGUCGAGUACGGCACCCUCAACGGCGGCUCUUCCAAGGAGUUCUUCGAGCGCUCGAAAAUCAGCAUCUACAACCGCAUGUGGGAAUUUAUGACUUCGCGAAAGCACGUUUUCACGCAAUCCUACGAGGAAGGGAUUGAACGCGUAAGAACUUCGAAGGGCAAGUACGCUUACCUACUGGAGAGUGUUAAGAACGACUACAUUAACGAGCAGCUCCCUUGUGACACUAUGAAGAUCGGCCAGAAUCUCAACUCCAAUGGUUAUGGCGUGGCGACACCCAUGGGCUCACCACUCAAGGAGCGUCUCAACCUUGCCAUUCUGAGUCUGAAAGAAGACGGAGAUCUGGCAAGACUCAAAAACAGGUGGUGGUUCGAGUACUCCGCCUGUGAUAGGAAUAAACAGGAGACGCAGACGAACGCCCUCACGCUGAGCAACGUCGCGGGGAUAUUCUACAUCCUCACAGGCGGCCUCGUGUUAUCGCUUAUCGUGGCUCUUAUCGAGUUUUGCUACAAGUCUAAGAUGGACGCUGCCAGGGCCAAGCUGAGCUUGUCGGAUGCCAUGAAAGCAAAAGCACGGAUGUCAAUCACGGGAGGCAAAGACUUGGAUAACGGCCGAGUGAGCACGCAGGUUUAA